Molecule: messenger RNA, 1181 nt
Organism: Diospyros lotus (date-plum)
Lineage: Eukaryota; Viridiplantae; Streptophyta; Magnoliopsida; Ericales; Ebenaceae
Product: lipid phosphate phosphatase gamma
Exons: 2
Coding region: 109-786 (225 amino acids)
Biological process (GO): protein N-linked glycosylation; lipid biosynthetic process
Cellular component (GO): endoplasmic reticulum membrane; intracellular membrane-bounded organelle
Molecular function (GO): dolichyldiphosphatase activity
Source: RefSeq, a predicted model, not a curated record
UACCGAAAGUCCUAUUUUUGCAAACUCCCCCCUCCCCUCCAUUCCAGAGUCAUUCGACUUCUCGUUUCUUCAAUCCCUGCAAAAUCCCCAAACCCUAAUACUACAUCAAUGUCGAAUUCAAACCCUACGCUCAAGGCAGUGACGCUGACCCAUGUCCGAUACCAGAAGGGCGACCAAUUGGGCCACUUCCUGGCCUGGGUCUCUCUGGUCCCAGUCUUCUUCAGCCUCGGCGGCUUCGUCUGCCAUUUCAUCUUCCGACGAGAGCUGCAGGGCAUGUUCUUCGCUCUCGGCUUGCUGAUCUCCCAGUGCAUCAACGAGGUCAUCAAGACAUACGUCCAGCAAGCCCGCCCCGCCACCUGCGCGCUGCUCGAGAUGUGCGACUCCCAUGGUUGGCCUUCCAGCCACUCCCAGUAUAUGUUCUUCUUCUCCACCUACUUCACGCUGCUUACCCAUUUCAAGUUUGGGGUUCUGGGUCGGAACCAAAUGUUGGUUUCGAUUCUUCUAGUUUGGCCGCUGGCGUUCCUGACCACGUACUCCCGGGUUUAUUUAGGGUACCACACCGUUGCCCAGGUGUUUGCCGGGUCAGCUCUCGGGCUUGUUCUUGGGGCGGCGUGGUUCUGGGUGGUGAAUUUUUUUCUCCGUUUUCAUUUCCCGGCGAUUGAAGAGAGUUCCCUUGGGAGGUUCCUUUAUGUGAAGGACACGUCUCACAUCCCCAAUGUGUUGAAAUUUGAAUAUGAAAAUGCUAGAGCUGCAAGAAGACAUGUAUCUUACAAGAGAUCUGAUUGAUCGAAGAUCAAGUGGGUGAAUUGGUUGACAUCUUGGGGGUGAAGGUCUGUAUUUCUGCCUGUACCAGGUUUUCAAUCCAACAAAUGCUUACUCCAAUUAGGUAUAUUUAUGUGAGAAGACAUUAUUUGGGAAGCCAAUUGGCGGCCUAUAUUAUAUAUAGUUAGAAGUAAAUUCUUAAUUUAUUACUUACUGAAGUAUAUGUAGUGUGGCUGCUGUUCUGCAUUACUGGAAAGCAGUUUCAGCAUAGCUAAGUCACUGGAUGCAUUUCUUUUUCUUUUGGUUUGGGUUCUGUUUUUAUCUAUGGUAUGUCAUGAAGGUGCACUAUUUGACAAUGAGUUCUUGAUUGGGAGAAUGCUAUAGAUCACCAUGUACACACCAUUCUCUUCUUCUUCUUC